UUUAUCGUUAUAUAAGUAUGCUUCUGUUACUUUCCUAGUAGUCGUUGGGGUUUUGGUAAUCACCUCGUAUUUGGAAGUUGCAAUUGAUUUAAUGCAUUCAUCCUCAUUUCAGAUAGGUCAAUGUUGGUACAUAUCAUCAAUAAGUAAUUGAUGUCAGCUGCUCCUAAUUGCACUAUCCUCAAUCCUCUUCAGUUGGAUGGGUACUUAGGUCAACCAACGUUCAGUCAAGCAUUUUACAUUUCCCACUUCAGGGUAAUAGGGAAAAUACUCGACAGAGAAAUCACUCAUUUACACACCUCAUUGCGGUUAAGAUCGUUAUUAGGUGGGUACUUCCGAUUUUCGAAGCAGCCGCCAAAGAAGGAAGUUACAAAAACUUAACAACUUUCAUUCGAUGAAAACUCAUUGUGCAGCGUGUGGCACGGGCCUGCCGCAGUGCCAUAGCUCGGAAGAGACAACAAUUUGUCUCGCCAUCAGGGAAGCAUUAAAUUGGAGGUGUGUGUGCUCUUUGAAAUCGGCAGUGCGACAUCGAUUUAGUGUACCGGAUUAUUUUGCGACAAAAACAUGGUAAAUCAUGGUGAAGUUGGGAUUUGUUGAGAACUGCGCCUUGUCUUAUUUUUGGCAAGUGGUACUCGUUUUUCUGUACAAAGGCGGCGAUGUUGGGGCGGAGGUUGUUGUUGAUGAGAGGCUUGUUCAGGGAACUAACGUGAACCUUGGGGAAGCCCUCCAGUUUUUGAGGGAAUUCGAUAUAGAAGCUUCUAGGAUGUGCUUCAGCGUUGGUACAUCUCAAUGGACCUACGCCACAAACAUGACCGAUUUCAACAGAAGAAGGAUGGUUGAAGAGCAAACCCUCAAAGCGAAAUUCGAUAAACUCACCUGGAAUAGAGCUAUCACUUUCGACUGGACUAGAAUUCCAGAUAUGAUGGUUAAAAGGCAUCUUAAAUUUUUAGUUACAGGGAACAGGGGAAGCUUGCCAGAUGAAAAAUACAACGAGAUAUACCACCUCGUUUCCGAAAUGAAGGACAUUUAUAUUCAUACAAGAAUCUGUCCCUACGAUAACUUCGACAAAAAUUACUGCGAAUUAGACUUGGAGGACGUGACGAAAAUUAUGGGAGAAUCUAGAAAUCCUCUGGAACUGGCGCAUAUUUGGAAAGAGUGGCACGACAAAACCGGACCACCAAUGAAGAAUAAGUUUAUGAGAUACGUGGAAAUAGCGAAUCAAGCUUCCAGAAUAAAUGGGUUUGAAGACGCAGGGGAAGAGAUGCGAUACGUUUACGAAGAUUCGAAUUUCGAGAACGAUAUCUCGGAAUCCUUCCAGAGAUUACAACCUCUUUACAAAGAGCUGUUCACAUACGUCAGGAGAAAAUUACUGAAUAAGUACGGCCCAACAGUUAUACGUCCUGAAGGGCCUCUUCCAGCUCAUAUUCUGGGGAAUGUCUGGGCCCAGGAAUGGUCCAAAAUAGAAGAUAUAGUGACACCGUAUCCUAGCGCAACGAAAAUCGACGUUACAGAAGAGAUGCGGAGACAAGGCUUCACACCAUUGAGGAUAUUUCAAAUGAGCGAAGAAUUUUUCACGUCAUUAGGUUUGAAAUCGAUGCCACAUGAGUUUUGGAGACACUCAAUAAUUGAAAAGCCUGUAGAUAGAAAAGUGCAAUGCACAGCCAGUGCCUGGGACUUCUGUAAUAGAAUGGAUUAUAGGAUAAAACAAUGCACAGAAGUCAAAAUGGAAGACUUGAUCACAACACAUCAUGAAAUGACUCAUAUACAAUAUUAUUUAUAUUAUGCUGGCCAGCCUUAUCUUUAUAGAAAUGGAGCAAAUCCUGGUUUUCAUGAGGGAAUAGCAAACGCUAUAAGCUUAUCAGUCUAUAAUCCAACUCAUCUUCAUCUUGUGGGAUUAUUCAACAAUGAUACAAGCAAUUAUGAAACAAAUAUAAGGUUCUUAUUGGAAAUGGCUUUGAAAAAAGUCGCGUAUGCCCCUUUCGCCUAUCUGGUGGAUUUGUGGCGCUACGAAAUCUUCAGAAACGGAGUUUCCAAUAUGAAUUCCGAUUGGUGGCAACUCCGUAUUAAAUUUCAAGGAAUAGUUCCGCCCGUACCAAGAAGCGAAAAACAUUUGGAUGCAGCAGCCAAAAGACAUAUUCCAGCCGAUUUACCUUACAUGAAAUACUACGUGGCCUUACUGUUGGAGUUUCAAAUCUUUGAAGCGCUGUGUAAUGCUGCCGGACACACAGGACCCUUGCAUAGCUGUGACAUUUACAGAUCACGAGAAGCUGGCAGAAUUUUAUCGGAAAUUAUGAGCUUUGGAAAAUCUAAGCACUGGAAAGAUAUAAUGAAAAUAUUGACCAGAGGAAAAACAGAUAAAAUUUUAGCAGAUUCAAUGAUGAAGUACUUCCAACCCCUCUACAUCUGGUUGAAAGUGCAAAAUGCACAUGAAAACAUCGUUGGAUGGAUGACUAAUCAAGAAGAUGCAGCUUUAUUUCAACCACUAGUUUCAGCUGACAAUAGCCUGAAGAGUUCAAGUAUAAAAAACUUAUAUUUGAUAGGCCUGCUACCAAUUCUGAUAGGAAAAUGAAAAAUUUCCUCAUAGCAACAGUAUUAUAAAACGUUUAAUAAACAUACACAUCAAUUACAUUCAAUGCUUAGUUAUUAAAAAAUUCCUUAUGAAACAUUGUCUUGAGGAUCAUUCUCCAUGAAAGCAUCAUCAAGAAAAAAUUAAGAAAUUCGAGAAAAAAACCAAAUUUGCAACUCAACAGGAAAUUUUUGAUGAACUUUUUACUGAUUUAAAAUUACAUUCAGGUAAAAAAAUUUCAAUUGCCAUAAGGCAUCCUACAACAUCCCUUGAACAAGAAACAUACCAAAGAAUUUUGAUUGCAAGUACCCUUUGAUAUCAAAUCAAACAUCACAGUUGUAACUACAACAUGAAUCAUGAAAAGAAAAAGAUUUGUUCAGUUAA
Molecule: messenger RNA, 2947 nt
Organism: Coccinella septempunctata (seven-spotted ladybird)
Lineage: Eukaryota; Metazoa; Arthropoda; Insecta; Coleoptera; Coccinellidae
Product: angiotensin-converting enzyme-like
Exons: 9
Coding region: 572-2566 (664 amino acids)
Biological process (GO): proteolysis
Cellular component (GO): plasma membrane
Molecular function (GO): metallopeptidase activity; peptidyl-dipeptidase activity
Source: RefSeq, a predicted model, not a curated record